Phialemonium atrogriseum is the source of this 1739-nucleotide messenger RNA. RefSeq lists its product as uncharacterized. The transcript has a single exon. The record is from RefSeq and is a predicted model, not a curated record. Lineage: Eukaryota; Fungi; Ascomycota; Sordariomycetes; Cephalothecales; Cephalothecaceae. The coding region runs from base 213 to 1613 and encodes 466 amino acids.
GUGGACACCAGUGAUGUGAACACUUCACCAGAGCAGGCAACCAUGCCUUUCUUUCUUAAUAGCUAACUUCAUUCUGGCUUCACUCUGGCUUCAGCUGUUUAGCUUUUCUUUAGUGCUUCCUCUAGCAAAAGCUCUCGCAGUAAUAAUGCCCUGACAAAUAACCUAUAUUUCUAUGGCCGGCGCUCCCGUCCCUCCUUGCUGGCGCAACGAGCAUGCCGAAGACAGAGAUCCUUGUCCACAUUACUGCCCCAAGCAGAGCGGCCGAUGACACCAACUACAGGGCUUUGGCCGCUGCAUAUCUGGCUUUUGCACCCAUAACGAAGACCGCCGUCCCCUUCCUAGACGACCCUGAUUCUUCUCUCGAUGCUGUCGAUGCAGACCGAAGCGGACUCCCCGCAACCCAGAAUACUACCGAUUUCCUUCUGUCGAGUCAGAGGGCAACACUGGAGUCACCCGAUAUCUCCUUUAGAGGUGCCGCAGACAACCUUAGCUCUCCCGACCUGCGCGGGGCUCGUGGAAGCAACAGACCAGGUGUUGAAGUUCAAUCUUCAUGGCAGACCCCCCCAAGCGUCAUUGCCGACUCCAACCCAGAGAACAAUAUUGCCAUUCCUCGGUAUUGCUCGCCAACAAGGAUUCUCGAACACUACUUGCAAGACCAUGAGAUUAGCCAGUCCGAACCUUCGCCUUCCCCUGGGCAGCCUGGGCAGCCAGGGGGUGUGGGGGGUGUGGUAGGCCCGGUAUGCUCUCAAUCUGAAGACACCAGGGAGACGUCAUUCUCGCACUCUGCCUUUAAUGACUCGCGAAUCUUACAAUAUGGCACCAACGACAUGCCCAGAGUGGCGGUUAUCCCGCAAUCCCCUCUCAUGACUUGCCGGAAACGAGGGAGACUUGCUACUCCAACUCCAGUCUCCUCAGGGACAGAGGCCGUUAUCUCAUCGUCUGAAGCAGCUGAGCGGAACAGCCCAAUCCCUGCAUCGCAGGACCUAGCAGCCCACCCGCCACGGGCAGAUUCGGAGCCGCCGCCCAGCAAACGCCAGAAAGGAUCUCCAGCCAAGGAGAAUGCCAAAGCAUUGGCAAGAAGCUCCAGUGAUAUCGGCCCGAGGCAGGAGCAGGCAAAGGUGCGACGGCUGGAUGGACUUCAGAGAGCACACCAGAGCCUUGACGGGCUACACAUCUACUCCCCAGCGCCCCCCGUGUCAUGCGAUGCAGUAGACCAAUCCACAUUUGUGACUGGGACCCUGGCAAAGCUGGCCAAGGACCUGGAUAUUGAGAAGAGGUAUCAGCCGAAAGAACAAUACCGGGACAUACGGCCCUUUGAACGCGGCCACUGGCUGGUAGACUGCACGACCUGGACGGAGCAGCUGAAGGAUAAGGCCUGGGGUUUCUUGACCAACUACGUGGGUAACGGGGUGGCAGGAUGGGGCAUCUGGUGCUGCCGGGACAGGGAGUUUAGGUGGAUUCGCUUGUAUUGCUGGGGUUCUGUGGUUGGGCAUAUGCAUCUGGUACUGUAUCUUGCAAGUCAAAGGAGGAUCUUAUAUACCGGCAGCACUUGGGUAGGAGGAAACGGUCAAGUGGCCAUUGUCAUGGGCGCAAAGCCCACCAGAACUGCAUGAGCACUUGGGAUCUUCGGCGUUUCGGCUCUAUGGUCUGGUUUAUAGGAUAGUACUCUCGCAUUGGGGAUGGCACAAGUGGCGUUAGCAUUGAUCUUGCAUGAAUCACAGUUGCCUGUUUUCUCGAGG